Messenger RNA from Fonsecaea erecta, 768 nucleotides. RefSeq lists its product as hypothetical. The transcript has a single exon. Lineage: Eukaryota; Fungi; Ascomycota; Eurotiomycetes; Chaetothyriales; Herpotrichiellaceae. The record is from RefSeq and is a predicted model, not a curated record. Bases 1 to 768 code for a protein of 255 amino acids.
AUGUUCAACGAGAACUUCUCCUUCGGAACGUCCCCGCACCCGGGCUUCUUCACGGAUAGCAUUGAAGAAUGUACUUCAGCAGAGAUCUCUCCUUUCACAUCACGAUGCUCUUCGCCACAUUCUUCACAAGCACCUGCCACUCGUCGAGACUCUCGCUUCGACGCAUACAGAUCGGCUCCUCGUCAUCCCUCUAUCACCGCGUUGACGGCACAGCUGCAGUCCCAAGCCUUAACCGACACAGAGAUGGGUUCCCCCUCACCACCACCCUGUGAAAUGGGUUCCCCUUCCGACUCCACGACGCUUGACGAUGAAGGAUACUGUGAAGGACCAGAUACACCCGCUACGACGGUGUCUGACUUGUCGUACGAUUCCCCAGAGAUUGAUCCGACGCUAUGGGAUCUUUCCAUGUCGGACACAAUGGUGGCUACAUCCUCACCUCGGCCCUCACUGUCGCUCGAAGCACAAGCACUAUCGUCAUACACGAUGCGGCGACGGCAGCGGCAGGCUCUGGUACGACUACAAUGCUUGGCGACCCGGACACCAGACCUAGCCAUGCUCAUCGAAGAGUGCCAUCCAUCCUCGUUGCCGCUGGAGACGGCGAUCCUGAAGGCUUACAACUCUUCCAAGGGAAGGAGUGAUUCCUCGUGCGGUAUUUCGGGACUAGGGUUGUCUUCAAACACGACGAGCUCGGGACGGAUAGAGAAGGAACGGAGCGGCUCUGUGGCCGUUGUCAGGAAGGCACCGAGGAUGAGGAAAAGGACUAGCUAG